This is a messenger RNA of Schistocerca nitens (vagrant locust), 675 nucleotides long. RefSeq names its product golgin subfamily A member 6-like protein 7. NCBI's taxonomy places the organism in Eukaryota, Metazoa, Arthropoda, Insecta, Orthoptera, Acrididae. The transcript has 3 exons. Bases 1 to 675 code for a protein of 224 amino acids. The record is from RefSeq and is a predicted model, not a curated record. Gene Ontology annotation, cellular component: cytoskeleton.
AUGGAUUAUAUCAUAUCGAAAAGAUAUCGAAAAGAUAUCGAAAAGUAUCGAAAUGAUAUCGAAAAGUAUCGAAAAGAUAUCGAAAUUAUCGAUAUAUCGAAAAGUACCGAUAAUCGAAAAGUACCAAAAAGAUAUCGAAAAGUACCGAAAAGAUAUCCAAAAGUACCGAAAAGAUAUCUAAAAGUACCGAAAAGAUAUCGAAAAGUACCGAAAAGAUAUCGAAAAGUACCGAAAAAUUUUCGAAAAGUAUCGAAAAGAUAUCGAAAAGUAUCGAAAAGAUAUCGAAAAUACCGAAAAGAUAUCGAAAAGUACCGAAAAGAUAUCGAAAAGUACCGAAAAGAUAUCGAAAAGUACCGAAAAGAUAUCAAAAAGUACCGAAAAGAUAUCGAAAAGUACCGAAAAGAUAUCGAAAAGUACCGAAAAGAUUUCGAAAAGUACCGAAAAGAUAUCGAAAAGUACCGAAAAGAUAUCGAAAAGUACCGAAAAUAUAUCGAAAAGUACCGAAAAGAUAUCGAAAAGUACCGAAAAGAUAUCGAAAAGUACCGAAAAGAUAUCGAAAAGUACCGAAAAGAUAUCGAAAAGUACCGAAAAGAUAUCGACAAGUACCGAAAAGAUAUCGAAAAGUACCGAAAAGAUAUCGAAAAGUAUCGAAAAGAUAUCGAAAAGUAUCGUUAA